AUGACCUUUCAGGUACAAAGAGACAUUUUGCCCUCCUUGACAACAAAAUGCAAUAAAACAAGAUCUCUUUCCAAAGUUCUGUUUUCAAUCCCUUUGCUUUUUGCAUUCACUGUAGAUCCUGGGUGUGUUUCCAGUGCUUCUGACAGCAAAGACUGGUUACAAAAGAACUUUGGAGAGUUCCUCAACUAUGCCACCUUGACAGAGCUCACAGAUCUAUAUGCAAAUUUGUCCACCUUCGAAUCUUUGGAUCUGCUGACCCCUAGCCAAGCAGCUGAACUCACUCUGACUUCUGGAGCACUGAACAGCACAAGACAAAUCGACCAAGUGUUCAACCGACUAGACAAUGGCGAUGCUUUUGAGAACCUGGAUGAGUUUCUCACAGCCCUCACUGAUCGUAAGGUCGACCAAAUAAUUCCUGCUGUGAGAGAUGUGAUGAUGAAUCGAACCUUCCAGAUCAUCAGCACAGAAUUCCCAGAGUUUGAGACCUCUGACUGGAUAGACUGGUUUGAUGUCAAGCUAGUCCCUAUCCUUCCCAGUUUCACUGCUGAGAUGCUAGCGGUGGCCAUCAACCACACCAACUGCACCAACUACCGAGUAAUGUAAGUUUAUGGUUCCAAAAUUGCAAU
Molecule: messenger RNA, 626 nt
Organism: Astyanax mexicanus (Mexican tetra)
Lineage: Eukaryota; Metazoa; Chordata; Actinopteri; Characiformes; Acestrorhamphidae
Exons: 3
Coding region: 1-603 (200 amino acids)
Source: RefSeq, a predicted model, not a curated record